Messenger RNA from Spirodela intermedia, 537 nucleotides. The record is from the annotation of a GenBank genome assembly. NCBI's taxonomy places the organism in Eukaryota, Viridiplantae, Streptophyta, Magnoliopsida, Alismatales, Araceae.
AUGAUUGCCUACACGUGCUUUUGGGACAAUGUGCUUGCACAUGCACUAGUUCACUCUCCAAGUCACAUAUGCAUAUCUGAAGGGACUAGAAAAGAUACGAUGUCCUCUUCCACAUACUAGAUGGCUUUAGGAGUCCAAUGAUUUUGAUGAUAUUUACAACACUUGAUUAAUAGAAGGCUUGGGUAUGGAGAAACGAAAAACAACUAUCAAGAACUUUUUUGAUGGAAAUGUUGAAUUAAAAUGAGAUGAAUCUUUUAUGUACAAUGCAUGUGGUGUAUGUUUCUACAUGAUUAGUUUCAAGAAUGAUUUGAUGAGUGGGGUGAGCUAUCACUAUUGUCAACAUCUUGUACCCCAAAAAGAGUUGGUCCUUAAUCAGCUAAUAUUGGGCAACUACAAAGAAAAAACAACUAUUGUUGCUUUAAGCUCUUUGAUGGUGAGCAGGACCCAUCUCCAUCAGCUCAGGAGACAUCGGCAGUCGAACUUCAGCUUGAUCGACGUGCGAAGAUGAAGGAGCCUAGCUUUCACUACACGGCCUAG